Messenger RNA from Gastrolobium bilobum, 1613 nucleotides. RefSeq names its product ureidoglycolate hydrolase. The record is from RefSeq and is a predicted model, not a curated record. NCBI's taxonomy places the organism in Eukaryota, Viridiplantae, Streptophyta, Magnoliopsida, Fabales, Fabaceae. The transcript has 12 exons. Gene Ontology annotation, molecular function: hydrolase activity, acting on carbon-nitrogen (but not peptide) bonds, in linear amidines. Bases 9 to 1418 code for a protein of 469 amino acids.
CCUUAAAAAUGGUUACCUCUGUCGUGCUACUCUUAUUGUGCACCUCUUUUUCUGCAAUUUCAGCUCAUCAACAUGAACAAGACCCUUCAAUCACAACAACCAUGGAGCAGUUCUCUGGUUACUCAAUCCAUGAACCUCACUCUUUCAAACCCACUUCCCUCUCUGCACUGUCCGUUGAUGCUCAGGGUCUGCAGAACCAGAUUGAUGAGCUCUCAGCAUUUUCUGACUCACCUGCUCCAUCAGUGACCAGGAUCUUAUAUACUGAGAAGGAUGUUUUAGCUCGCAGGUAUGUAAAAAACCUGAUGGGAAUUGCUGGUCUAUCUGUGAGAGAGGAUGCUGUUGGUAACAUAUUUGGUCGUUGGGAUGGCCAUGAACCCGAGCUUGCUGCAGCUGCAACAGGUUCGCACAUGGAUGCUAUACCUUACUCUGGAAAAUAUGAUGGGGUUGUUGGUGUUUUAGGCGCUAUUGAAGCCAUCAAUGUCCUGAAAAGGUGUGGUUUUACCCCUAGAAGACCCUUGGAAGUCAUAUUAUUCACAUCAGAAGAACCUACACGCUUUGGAAUUAGUUGCCUGGGAAGCCGCUUAAUGUCUGGGAAUGAGAAUCUAGAAAAUUCUCUAAAGACAACAACUGAUAGUCAAAACAUAUCCUUCUUAGAUGCUGCAAGAUCUGCUGGGUAUGCGAAAGAUGAAGAUGACUUAUCCAGUGUAUCUUUAAAGAAAGGAACAUAUUCUGCUUUUGUAGAGCUGCACAUAGAACAAGGGCCUAUUCUGGAAGAAGAAAGUAUAUCUAUAGGCAUAGUUACUGCAAUUGCAGCUCCAGCAAGUCUAAAGGUUGAAUUUGAAGGCAAUGGUGGCCAUGCUGGUGCUGUCCUUAUGCCUAACAGAAAUGAUGCCGGUCUGGCAGCCUCUGAAUUAGCCCUGGCUGUUGAGAAACAUGUGUUGGAAUCUGGGUCUAUUGAUACUGUUGGCACCGUUGGCAUCUUGGAACUGCAUCCUGGAGCAAUCAACAGCAUCCCUAGCAAAGCACACAUAGAAAUUGACACAAGAGACAUUGAUGAGGAAAGAAGAAACCAAGUGAUUGAGAAAAUCCACCAAUCAGCAAUUAGAAUAGCCAAAACCCGAGGUGUCAAGCUUUCUGAUUUUCAUAUCAUCAAUCAGGAUCCACCGGCCCUUUCUGAUGAAACAGUCAUCAAGGCAAUGGAAACUGCAACAAAAGAGCUGAACUUGACAAGCAAGUUGAUGAUUAGUAGAGCCUAUCAUGAUUCGUUGUUUAUGGCCAGGUUGUCUCCAAUGGGCAUGAUUUUCAUUCCAUGUUACAAAGGAUACAGCCAUAAGCCUGAAGAGUUCGCCAACAUUCAGGAUAUGUCAAAUGGUGUAAAAACAUUGGCGCUCACCCUAGCCAAAUUGUCCCUUCAGUAAUAUCUUCUUAUGAGUUUAGCGUGGACUCUCAUUGUAGAACAAGGGCAUGUAAUUUACUUUUGUUACAACAUAUUGAUUAAAUAAUUUUAAAUUUAGAUAUGCCCCUUUUUGUCUAUCAGAGUGAGAGGUUUGAAGUUUGAACCAUCUAAUAUGGAAAGUGGGUCUACAAGGAACACUUUUUACAUGAAUAAAAUG